AAAAGAAAGCGACUCCAUCAAGAAUUCAAUUGAAGAUAACCAGGGACCCCAGCCCGGCUCCUCCUCAAAGAAGCAUAGCGCACGAAUGGCAUGCAUGUCUUUUGUUGAUCUUGAUUCUGAACCCCAGGUUCUGUGCGGAACAUUUAAUCUGCGCUUGAAAUCAUCUCGGCCGGCAGUCAUGACCCAAUCUUUUCUCUCUCCACCGUCCAUGUGUCGCCCUCGAGGCGUCAAUCAGUUGCAGUCAAACCGUCGCUUGACGUUGGCAACGUAGCCUCCUCGUUCUCUACUCCUCGCUCACUCACCCACAGUCUGUCGCUUCCGUCUUCCUAACUAACCCCUGCGAUGAGGUUCACCGCAGGACAGUGCGCCUGCUACGCGCUCGCAUCAUUGCUUCUUCUGUCUUCUGCUCCAGCUUUGGCAGCCGUGCGAUCUGAUAUCCGGGAACAACGCCUUGGACCACGGUCCGAGUUUCGUUUUAGCAAUGCAUCUUCGAUCGCCCCCUCUGACGACAACCAUCCUUUGAGUCCGAAUACAUUCGAGUCCGCUCUCUCUAACUCUGAGAGCUCUGUCGCGACCGCGACCACGACCACGCUGAUAGUGGCCACCACAUCGAAUCCCAGCCAUGCGCCACUAGUCACGACAUGGCAUGCUCCAACAGAUAUCGCAAGACCGCCCAGUCCACCAAGCCCACCAAGCCCACCAAGCCCACCAAGCUCACCAAGCUCACUAAACCACACCGAGAUCUCCUCCAGAACCAGGACUGCCGGGUCCGAUCCUAGCGAUGAAUCCUCAAGCUGCAGACACUACACAUUCGGCGAGUACUGGACCAUCUACUCCACCCUCUACACGACGACCACGACGUACUACGGGCAGCCCCAGGACUACACACCUCCCUACCCCACCACUGACCUACCGACAUACUGCGAUAACCUGGGCAUCACUGGCUCUAUCCCGACCAAAGGCAAAGUGAGCAGCAUUCACGCCUCCAUCAAGUCGGGACAGCCUGUCUACCCGGAAUUCCCAACACCCUCGAUACCGUAUGUGACGUUUAUCACAACCGACAAGAAUCCACAGGUGGUGUACUCGCCGGGGCCCAAACCAGGCUACAGCCGCUCCCACAGGAACGAUGGUGCAGGCCUCGACCCUAUCGGUCAUCAUAUCACAGCAUCACCGUCCGAUCCUCACAAGCCCAACCCCUUUGCCCCCCCGGCGCAAGUGACGACGAGCCCGUCACAAGUCAUCGUCACAGCGGAGCCGGACAAGGUCCAGAUAGGCACAAAGACAGUCACCAAUCUACGACCAGGCCAGACGACAACCGUCCAUGUUGGUGGUGCGACUUUCACCAUCGGGCCCACGGCGGUCGUCGGUGGGGGCCAGACUCUCAUCAAGCCCCCGCCUCCGCCUCAGCUACGUACAACGAUGCACGGAUUACCCUUUUCAGCCUCAGGGAGUGUGGUUGUGGUCGACGGGACGACAAUGACCGCCCCCGAGGAGGGUCUGAGUACAGUUAUCAACCACGAAGCUGUAUCAAUAUCGCCGGGCGUGGCCAUCUUUGGCAACGAUGCCAUCUCCUGGCCUAUCAAGGACAGCAAGGACGGCAUCGCAGUCGCAGGCGGCGAGAGGGUCACAGCGAUCGGGCCGACUGUCUUUGUCAUCCACUCGACCACCAUCACCUACGGAACGGACACGGAGCAGAUGACGACGCAGGUUGACGAUGACACCCUGACCAUUGGCCCAGAUGGCGUGACUCUGGAGUCGACUAUGCUCGCGCCAACAUCGGGUGAGACACUGUAUGCCUUCGUCGGCGGCGUGACGGUCUCGCGGUCUGACGAUGUCAUCUUUAUCAACGGCAAGACGUUUAGCGUGGACGAUGCGGAUGUCACGACCACCAUGGGGGGCGAGGUGCUCACGGUGGGACGAGACGGCGUGAGGAUGUCCAGCGUGACACUAGGCGGCAAACGGUCCACAAGCAGCGAUGAGACGGACAAGGUCGUCGCCACUUUUGAGGGCGAGAGCAGGCCGAAGAAGACGGGAGGCAGCAAGGAUGAUGAUGACGAUGAGGACGAUGGCGCGGGUGCUUUGUCACCGCACAGAAUCUCAGCUGGUAUAACAGUACUGGCCAUUCUGGAGCUCCUGAUAUAAGGGGUCAUUAUUUAACGACGUUAUGAUAAGGGUUACGACAGAUAUACGCGCACGCACACAUCAGGAUAAACGGGCAUUCGGCGUUCGUGGCAGGACAAAUAUUCGAGAGACCAGAUAGAGGUCAAAAUAUGCAUGACUU
This is a messenger RNA of Emericellopsis atlantica, 2281 nucleotides long. RefSeq lists its product as uncharacterized. The record is from RefSeq and is a predicted model, not a curated record. NCBI's taxonomy places the organism in Eukaryota, Fungi, Ascomycota, Sordariomycetes, Hypocreales, Bionectriaceae. The transcript is spliced from 2 exons. Bases 343 to 2142 code for a protein of 599 amino acids.